Molecule: messenger RNA, 1558 nt
Organism: Homalodisca vitripennis (glassy-winged sharpshooter)
Lineage: Eukaryota; Metazoa; Arthropoda; Insecta; Hemiptera; Cicadellidae
Product: venom serine carboxypeptidase-like
Exons: 2
Coding region: 112-1506 (464 amino acids)
Biological process (GO): proteolysis
Molecular function (GO): serine-type carboxypeptidase activity
Source: RefSeq, a predicted model, not a curated record
GUUAUUGUAUAUAGUUACUUCUGUAAGUAGUGUUACAUCGUACAGUAACUACUCUAAAUAAGUGAAUAAAAAUAACUUAUAAUAUAGACUGAGAUUGCUUAGCUUCUUAUUAUGAGGAAAGAGAUUCUUUUUCUUAUUUUUGGAGUUUUAUGUUCUAGUGUGAAAAGUUUCUUCAAACCCAUAAAAGUGACAUCAUUUCCAAUUCCUAAAAGUUAUUUACCACGACCCUUGAUGUUAAGCCCUUUACUAGAAAAAGGCAUGUAUGAAGAAGCUCAGCAGCUCUCUAGAGUGAAGCCUGACAUUGGGAACAUAACAAGUUAUUCUGGCUUCUUCACAGUCAACAAAAAAUGUGAUUCUAAUUUGUAUUUCUGGUUCUUCCCUGCCCAAAAAGAUAACUGGAAGGAAGCACCUUUACUACUUUGGUUGCAAGGAGGCCCAGGUAGUACUUCGAUGUACGGACUCUUUGAAGAGCUUGGACCUUUUGAAUCUUAUCCAGACGGUUUAAAGAAGCGUGAAUAUUCGUGGAAUGUAGAGAAUAAUUUGCUUAUCAUCGAUCAACCAGUUGGGGUUGGCUACAGCUUCACAGGGAAAAGUUGCUACCCUCAAAAUGAAACGGCAGUCGGAGAAGAUCUUUACCAAGCAAUGGUUCAGUUCCAUGAGUUGUUCCCAUUCUUCCAACAGGGCAAGUUUUUCAUCAGUGGAGAAUCUUAUGCUGGCCAUUAUAUUCCUGCACUGGGCCACACGAUACUCAAACACAAUCCUUCUGCUAAAGUGAAGAUAAACUUGGCUGCAAUGAUGAUUGGAGAUGGAUGGAUGGACCCUGUUUCACAGAUCGACUAUGCAAGUUAUUUCUAUCAGACUGGAUUCAUUGACGACACGGCACGUGACGUCUACAAAUGCUACCAGGAUAAGUUUGUACAGCAAGUCGCAGAACAAAACUGGGCUGAUGCUACCGUAACAUGUGAUGCUUUUGUUGGUACCUUAUAUAAUCGUUAUGUUGGUAGUAAUGUGUGGGUCUAUAAUUACCUUCCUCGACCCUUUCAAGAGUCACAGAACUGGGAAAAGUUUAUCCAAACAAGGGAAAUCCGGAAAGCUCUUCACGUUGGAAACCUCCCAUUCCAAGAUGGUCAUGCUGCUUAUCACGCACUUCUGUAUGAUACUGUACAAUCAGUGAAACCCUGGGUGGAAGAACUGCUGGAAGUUUACCCAAUCAUAUUCUACAACGGUCAGGUCGACAUCAUCUGUCCCUAUCCAACGAUUAUUAACUUUCUCCGCUCACUAUCGUGGAGUGGGCAGGAUCACUAUCUCUUUGCUACAAGGUCACAGUGGUGUGUUGGUCAGGAACUGGCCGGUUACUACAAGGGAGUGCACAAUCUGUACGAUGUGUUGGUGCGUGAUGCAGGUCACAUGGUACCAGCAGACCAACCUCUCUGGGCCUACACUCUUGUCAACUCUAUCACUUCGGGAACACCAGACAACCCACUACACGCCCUUACACCUUGCUAAACAUUAUUAUCAGUCUUAUUGUCACUUAAUUAAAUAUUGAUACCAUAUGUUA